AUAGGGACGCGCCGGGCGGCCUGGCUGAGCGUCAUGGCGGCGUCCUGAGCUCGCUCCAGGCAUCCUUCCUGAAUUCCUCAUGGCGCUGCAGGUGCUCACCCGGGCUUUGGGCUCGCUGAGUCUGGCUUCCCGGGCAGUUCAGGUGACAAACAAUGCUCCCCCCCAGCUGCCCUGUGCCUCGGUGCUGCUCCCCUAUCGCCCAUUUCUUACCUCUGCGGCUCUUAAUGCUAAGAUAGUCUCCUGGAAGAGUCGUACCAAGUAUACCGUCAUGCCAGUGAAAAUGAGGAAAUCUGGAGGUCGCAAUCACACAGGCCGAAUUCAAGUACAUGGGAUAGGUGGUGGCCACAAGCAGCGCUAUCGUAUGAUUGACUUCCUACGGUUCCGGCCCGAGCAAGAAGUGAAGCCAGGCCCCUUCGAGGAGAAGAUCAUCAACAUCCGCUAUGACCCCUGUAGGUCAGCAGACAUAGCUCUGGUUGCCGGAGGCAACCGGAAACGCUGGAUCAUUGCCACAGAAAACAUGCAAGUGGGAGAUAUAAUCCUGAAUUCGAAUCAGAUAGGCCGAAUGGCAGUUGCUGCUCGGGAAGGGGAUGCACACCCUCUUGGGGCCUUGCCUGUGGGAACCCUCGUCAACAAUGUGGAGAGUGAACCAGGCCGGGGGGCUCAAUAUAUCCGAGCUGCAGGGACAUGUGGUGUCCUGCUCCGGAAGGUCAAUGGGACAGCUAUCAUCCAGCUCCCUUCCAAGCGGCAGAUGCAGGUCUUGGAAACGUGCAUCGCCACGGUGGGUCGAGUGUCCAACGUGGAUCAUAACCAGCGGGUCAUCGGCAAGGCUGGCCGCAACCGCUGGCUGGGCAAGCGGCCUUCCAGUGGGCUUUGGCAUCGCAAGGGGGGCUGGGCUGGCCGCAAGAUCCGGCCGCUGCCCCCCAUGAAGAGUUACGUGAAGCUGCCCUCCGCGGCCGCCCAGAGCUGAUGUAUAUAGCGUGUGCGCGCAUACAU
This is a messenger RNA of Suncus etruscus (white-toothed pygmy shrew), 993 nucleotides long. RefSeq names its product mitochondrial ribosomal protein L2 (gene MRPL2). The record is from RefSeq and is a predicted model, not a curated record. Lineage: Eukaryota; Metazoa; Chordata; Mammalia; Eulipotyphla; Soricidae. Gene Ontology annotation, cellular component: ribosome. Gene Ontology annotation, biological process: cytoplasmic translation. The transcript is spliced from 7 exons. Bases 80 to 967 code for a protein of 295 amino acids. Gene Ontology annotation, molecular function: RNA binding; structural constituent of ribosome.